GACAACCCGAGAGGAAGGGAAAUCUAGUGCAAUUUGCCAAACCAAAUUUAAUAUUUAGAUUAUAUUUUCAGGAGAUGUGAAGCGAUUUUCGAAGCAAAGAUGAAAUCCUUCAGUGGCUUAGGGAUUGGUUUAAGUUUGGUUUUUGGUUGUCUUUUAUUGGCUCUUGUUGCGGAGCUUUACUAUUUGCUUUGGUGGAAGAAGAAGAGAGUUGCUAGCUCUGAUGUUGAAUACGAUUACACCAACUAUGCGAAGGAGCUUGUUCAACUCUUCUGCUGGAAGAAAUCAUCAACUCCUCUACAUGCACCCACCAUCCCCAACCACCACCAAGAUAUUAAUGGUGUCGAGCCAGACCUGGAACUUGGAUCGACCAAGGGUUUACUGCUAAAGGGGGGCUUUGGAGAAGAGGGCGUUGAAUCAGAGCUGAUGAGGCUCCACAAUCUGGCUGGUCCACCCAGAUUCCUUUUCACCAUCAAAGAGGAAACAAAGGAAGAUUUGGAGUCUGAAGAUAAAGGGUCAAGAAGAAGGAACUUGAAUGAUGUGAUGCUACCUAUGGACACUCCUUUCCAUAGUCCUUUGUCUUCUCCGCCAUUGAAGUCACCUUUGGGUUCUUAUUAUCAGCCCCAAGGGUUCAAUACUCUCUUUGAAUCAUCGACGGAUGGUGAGUUAAAUAAGCUGAGACAUUCACCUCCUCCUAAGUUCAAGUUCUUGAGGGAUGCAGAAGAGAAACUUUUACAGAAAUUGAUGUUAGAAGCUGAGAAAAACGGUUCCUUUCAAUAUUCUGGUGUUAAAGCUGUUACUAGUGCUACAAUUUCAACAGAAGGGACAAUGAUAGAAGGGUCUUUCCUUAAGUUCAUUGUUGGUAAGAACAGGGAAUCUCUCCAGUAUUUACCACAGUAUCCUUCAAGUUCUUCUCGGGUGCUGCCAUUGGCUUAUUCUCCUACAACACUCAGACCACCAGACAAGAAAGACAGUACGCAUUAGUUUCAUGCUACAUGAGUUUAUUUUUU
Messenger RNA from Hibiscus syriacus, 1007 nucleotides. RefSeq lists its product as uncharacterized. The record is from RefSeq and is a predicted model, not a curated record. NCBI's taxonomy places the organism in Eukaryota, Viridiplantae, Streptophyta, Magnoliopsida, Malvales, Malvaceae. Bases 100 to 981 code for a protein of 293 amino acids. The transcript has a single exon.